This is a messenger RNA of Rhododendron vialii, 1176 nucleotides long. RefSeq names its product iron-sulfur protein required for NADH dehydrogenase, mitochondrial. The record is from RefSeq and is a predicted model, not a curated record. The transcript is spliced from 8 exons. Gene Ontology annotation, biological process: mitochondrial respiratory chain complex I assembly; iron-sulfur cluster assembly. Bases 138 to 1049 code for a protein of 303 amino acids. Gene Ontology annotation, cellular component: mitochondrion. Gene Ontology annotation, molecular function: ATP-dependent FeS chaperone activity; 4 iron, 4 sulfur cluster binding; ATP binding. NCBI's taxonomy places the organism in Eukaryota, Viridiplantae, Streptophyta, Magnoliopsida, Ericales, Ericaceae.
ACCGAAAACGGUAAACCCAAUCUACAUGGGUCGAAAAACCAUAAACCCACAAAACCCAUCCUCCCAUCUUCCUUCGGAUCCUUCCCUAGCAAACCCAAUUCAGGGUCUUGUGAUCUUGUCUCGAAGAUCAUCGAUUCAUGACGAAUUUCCUGAGAUCUUGCGUCAAGAAACGUGGAGCUGGUGGCGGAGGUUUUAGGGGUUUUGCAGUGCAAAGUGGGCAGGCAGUAGGGACUGCCCAAAGCCUCAAGCUUGAGGGGGUACAAGACAUCAUCGCCGUUGCUUCCGGUAAAGGCGGCGUUGGCAAGUCCACCACUGCUGUUAAUUUGGCUGUGGCACUUGCCAAUAGUUGUCAACUUAAGGUUGGGUUGCUCGAUGCCGAUGUGUACGGGCCAUCAAUUCCUACUAUGAUGAAGCUCCACGGAAAGCCUGAAGUCUCUGAAGGUAAGAAAAUGAUUCCAGUUGAAAAUUAUGGAGUCAAGUGUAUGUCAAUGGGAUUUCUAGUGGAGGAUUAUGCUCCAAUCGUGUGGAGAGGCCCUAUGGUGAUGAAAGCUCUUGAACAGAUGUCGAGGGGAGUCGAUUGGGGAAAACUUGACAUUCUCGUGGUGGAUAUGCCGCCUGGGACCGGUGAUGCUCAAAUAUCUAUUUCUCAGAGGUUGCAAUUAUCAGGUGCCUUGAUUGUUUCAACUCCUCAAGAUAUUGCCUUAAUGGACGCUCGGAGGGGUGUUAAUAUGUUCUCUAAAGUCCAUGUUCCCAUUCUGGGAGUCCUAGAGAACAUGAGCUCCUUUAAAUGCCCGCAUUGUGGUGAACCUUGGCACAUUUUUGGGAAAGGAGGAGCUCGUAAAGCAGCUGAUGAAAUGGGUUUGUCAUUUCUUGGGGAGAUACCAUUGGAGGUGGAGAUCAGAAGUUGUUCUGAUGAAGGUGUCCCUGUAGUACUAGCAAAUCCCGACUCGACAGUCUCCAGAGCAUAUAGCGAUGUGGCUCAGAAAGUUGUAAGCAGACUUCAAGAAUUGUCCAAGAAACAACUCCUCCGGCCGGAGAUAAACCUGUGAAAGCUAAAACAAAGCACAACCAACUUAAAGAAUAGCAUCAUAUCCUUUAUUAACACUUUUUCCUAUUGGUUGUAAAACAGAAUAUUACUCAAUGGAUGACAUACGAUAUCUUUAUGAUUCUUCUGGA